UUCUCAGGUUCCAGCAUAGCUGCACCUCUCAGCAGCAGAUAAUGAGCUUAGCCACUCCUGCUUGCGUACAUCAGUGCACAGGGGUCAGUCUCUGGAUUAACACGCCCCACUUGCACCUUAGCCAGCCAUCCCUCUGUAUGUUCUCCUUGUUUUGGGAGCACUGCUGACCUUUUUGCAAAGUUUUUGGUUUAAAAGUUUUGGAUCAGCCAUUAGAUGAAAUACAAGUAGUCAGUUAUGGCCUCCAAACAAAUGACCAGGAGGAGGUGAAGCCGAACAAGUGAAUUUAAGUGGGUGAGACUCCCACCCUUUCAGAUACCAGGACAGGGGGUUGCGCCAUCCACUCAGCAGAAACAACCUUAUGCUACUCGCUAAUAACAAGGUUGCUGAUGAUGGGAGCUCAGCACGGUCCCUUCAAGAGGGGCAAGCCAUGGUGGACUCCCUUACAAAGGUGGUGGCAUGUUACCGGCACCUGGCUUCCUGUGUUGGUGGCUGCACAGACAGUAAGAGUCUGCGCCAUGAGCUCCAGCAGACACGUGAGCACGCUCAGACACUCACACUGUCCUGUCGUAACCACCUAACAGCCCGACUGAGGGACAAAACCCUGCCUGAGGAGGAAAGGAAGGUGACAGAGCUGCAGUGGGUGGCCUUCUCCUCCUGCUUGGAGCUUUUUUAUGCAGACAUGUGCAAAGUUUAUCACAUGGGCAACAGUUUCUCGGUGGCCAACAACAGUGCCACAGUGCAGACGGGCAUGCAGGGAGGUAUGACAGAAGUAGCAGCUCGUGCUCUGAGCGUGCCUGAUCUGCAGGAGGAGCAUGGAGAACAGACAGACAGUAUGGAGGGGCUUGAGCAAAGCCAGCUGGAGCAGGAGAUUGCGCAGGUGGACCGCACUCUGGAAGACAUGGAGAUGAAGGUGAACGUGCUGCGCUGGACAGUGGAGGCACGAGGGCCCCAGUACAGUGAGCCGCUCAGCACUGACAGCGCUUCACUUGGGCUCCUGUGCACUGAUGAGGAGGAGGCACAGGUGCGAUUCUGUGACCGGAGCCAGAUGUUCGUGGUGAUGCUGUUAGGUGGUGUGGCAGCCAUUGCUGUCGCACUGUCAGUGUGUGUAGUUUUCUUGGUCUGAGGCUACUUUGCUUGGAGAGCCUUGAAAUCUCAGAAAUUUUCCAAAGCCAACAAUGACUGGAUUUUUUUUUUCUCACAUUAAAGUCUGAGUUUCAGAGACAUUUACAUCUGAAUUCUAGCUAUAAAAACAUGUAAAUCCCAAGAAUAUUAUGAUUUCGGAAACACUGAAGAAAAUGCCACUUAAAAAUAUCGGUUAUUUUAAGAAACAUUUCAUUAGCUGGUACCUUUUGAGCAAACCACAAAAAUAAGCACUGUCAUCCCUCCUGAUUCACCCUGGAAAGUCACUGUUAAAUCAACAGCAUAUUAAUUAUUGUUAAAAUUGUAAUUAUUAAUAAAUAAUGUAAUAAUUAUGGUCAUAAAGACUUUUAAAUGAGUCUAAGUAUCCAAAGAAACUACACCCUAGUGUAUGACUUAUUGUUUCUUGCAAAGAGAGAGAGCACUGUUAAUAUUCAAACCUUGAAAUAAGAAAAAAUAGUUUAUUUGCUAAUUAAUUUUUUUGAAGAUUUAGAUAGCCAUACUGUGGUAUGUACCACCUGAUAGAUCUGAGGAAAUUAAAUAUAUUUUCCAACUCUUUGGCACAACACCCAAGACAUAAGCCUCCAAGGUCUAUAUUAGGAUGACCAUAUUAAAAAAAGUGUCCGAAAAGAACUACUCUCAAAUUCACUGAUGUACCUAUUGACUUAACUCUU
Pangasianodon hypophthalmus (striped catfish) is the source of this 1811-nucleotide messenger RNA. RefSeq names its product regulator of G protein signaling 9 binding protein (gene rgs9bp). Gene Ontology annotation, cellular component: neuron projection. The transcript is spliced from 3 exons. The record is from RefSeq and is a predicted model, not a curated record. Gene Ontology annotation, biological process: G protein-coupled receptor signaling pathway. Bases 359 to 1123 code for a protein of 254 amino acids. Lineage: Eukaryota; Metazoa; Chordata; Actinopteri; Siluriformes; Pangasiidae.